This is a messenger RNA of Lachancea nothofagi CBS 11611, 900 nucleotides long. NCBI's taxonomy places the organism in Eukaryota, Fungi, Ascomycota, Saccharomycetes, Saccharomycetales, Saccharomycetaceae. The record is from the annotation of a GenBank genome assembly.
AUGCUUAAACUUCAGUGGAAUGUGCUAUUGUGUUGUUUACUGGGGUUAAUACCCUUGAUAGCUGCUUUUACUCCAGAUGAAGUCCAGAUCUUUCAACUACAACAAGAAAUCGAAAAAACGUACGGCGCGGAUUUAGACCUCUACCAGCUACUGAAGCUUCCAAAACUAAGAGAAUCAUCGUCGCUGGAGAUUCGUAAGAACUUUAGAAAGCUGUCUAAAACUUAUCAUCCAGACAAAAAUAAAAAGUACAAGAAGCUGUAUGAGAGGUUGAACUUGGCGACCAAAAUUUUAAUUGAUGAAUCUCAACGGAAAGUAUACGACUACUACUUGAAAAACGGGUUCCCAAAGUACGAUUUUAAGAAAGGCGGGUUUUAUUUUACCAGGGUUCAACCUAAGGUAUGGGUGAUAUCCUCCCUUGUCUACUUGGCCUGUGGGUUCAUUCAUUUCAUUAUCUUAAGGCUUCAAAACGAUGGAAAUAAAGCUCGGAUUGAGCGCUUUUUGAGGGAAGUAAAAACGCAGGACGACACCAAUGGUUUGGGUGAAAAGCGACUGCUAUUGAAACAAAAUCCAAAGGAAGAGGGAAAACAGUUGGUUGUUAAACUGGGAGAAGUCUUCGUAGUUCAACCCGACGGUUCUGAAGCCUUAAUAUCUACACAAGAUAUCAAAAAUCCUGGUAUAGCUGAUUGUCUGCUCGUGACCUUGCCGUUAUGGGUCUGGAAUAAGUCUAUUGGUCGCAUGGUCAGCAAACCCAAGCCAUCUGGAGAUAAAGGGGUUAGUGAAGAGCCUAAGCAUUCGUCUUCCGAAACCAAAAAGAACAAGUCUUCUCGAGCGAGUAGAGGCAGCGAUAAAAUGGAACUGCCUAAUGGAAAAAUUGUGCAGUCCAGGAAGAAAAAACAGUAG